This is a messenger RNA of Spirometra erinaceieuropaei, 627 nucleotides long. Lineage: Eukaryota; Metazoa; Platyhelminthes; Cestoda; Diphyllobothriidea; Diphyllobothriidae. The record is from the annotation of a GenBank genome assembly.
AUGGAUAAGACCGAUUACACGACGAAACUGCAAAGUCUGUUGGAGGACGAAGGUGCCUAUGAGCUUUCGGAGACUGGAGAGUUCAAGAAACACGUGAAUAGCGUAAACAGGGCAAUAGACAAGUUGAGGAAGGCAAGAGCCCUGAAAAGAAAUGAGGCAUUGGCGGCAAAAGCGACAGAUGCCGCCAUGGCGCGUUUCUACAGCCUGCCAAAAGUGCAUAAGCCAGGAGUCCCCCUACGCCCCAUAGUCUCCCUACGCGGCACCCCGACCUUUGGACUCUCAAAAUGGCUUAACCAACGGUUUCGUUUCCUCACCGCGGGCUCGGAAUGGACGGUGAAGUCGGCUAAAGAAUUCCUGAAAAGCAUCAGAAACCUAGAAAUAGAACCAGAUGAGAUGAUGGUAUCGUUUGACGUGGUCUCAUUAUUAGCGUCCAUUCCAACCGGCCUCGCCAUCAGCACAAUUGACGAGCUUCUUCAGGAAAAGUAUGAUGACGUUGAUCAACAACUUAAGCAAACGCACACCACUGAACUUCUGGAAUUAUGCCUCAGGACUUUCUUCACUUUUGGCGACCGGGCAUCCUCCAAUUCCGAAGUAACCACCCUAUUGGUCACAAGCGAAGUUGUGUGA